AAGUGUGGUGGUGGGGUUUUUGAGGGCCAGCUCUAGUGACAGGGCUUAAAACCUAGUUAUUUCCGUGUUUGACACUCGCACGGUCAGAGCCAUGCAGCUGGAUAAUGUCACCAAUGCAGGCAUCCACUCUUUCCAGGGGCACCGUGGAGUUGCCAACAAGCCCAAUGUGAUCCUGCAGAUAGGGAAAUGCAGGGCAGAAAUGUUGGAGCAUGUCAGGAGGACCCACCGGCACCUCCUGUCUGAGGUCUCCAAGCAGGUGGAGCGCGAGCUGAAAGGCUUGCAGAAAUCAGUGGGGAAGUUAGAGAACAACUUAGAGGAUCAUGUCCCAACUGAUAACCAAAGGUGGAAGAAGUCCAUCAAGGCCUGCCUGGUCAGAUGCCAGGAAACAAUUGCCCAUCUGGAGAGGUGGGUCAAGAGAGAGAUGAAUGUUUGGAAAGAGGUCUUUUUCCGUCUGGAGAAGUGGGCUGACCGUCUGGAGUCCAUGGGAGGCAAAUAUUGCCCUGGGGACCAGGGCAAGCAGACUGUGUCUGUUGGGGUGGGAGGUCCAGAGAUUAGGCAAGGUGAGGGGGAGAUUUAUGACUAUGCCCUUGAUAUGAGCCAAAUGUAUGCACUGACCCCUCCUCCUGGAGAGGUGCCCAGCAUCCCCCAGGCCCAUGAUUCCUACCAAUGGGUCUCUGUGUCAGAGGAUGCUCCAGCCUCCCCAGUGGAGACUCAGGUCUUUGAGGAUCCCCGGGAGUUCUUGAGCCACUUGGAGGAAUACUUAAAGCAGGUGGGUGGAACAGAGGAGUACUGGCUCUCUCAGAUCCAAAACCACAUGAACGGCCCAGCUAAAAAGUGGUGGGAAUACAAGCAGGACUCUGUCAAGAACUGGGUCGAGUUCAAGAAGGAGUUCCUGCAGUACAGCGAGGGGACGCUGACUAGGGAUGCUAUCAAAAGAGAGCUGGAUUUGCCCCAGAAGGAAGGGGAGCCCCUGGACCAGUUCCUUUGGCGCAAGAGAGACUUGUACCAGACCCUCUAUGUUGAUGCAGAUGAGGAGGAAAUUAUCCAGUAUGUGGUAGGCACCCUCCAGCCCAAACUGAAGCGCUUCUUGAGUUACCCCUUGCCCAAGACCUUAGAGCAGUUGAUCCAAAGAGGGAAAGAAGUCCAAGGCAACAUGGACCACUCUGAGGAGCCCAGCCCACAGAGGACCCCUGAGAUUCAGUCAGGAGAUUCCGUGGAGAGCGCGCCUCCCUCAACCACUGCCAGCCCCGUGCCGAGCAAUGGGACUCAACCUGAGCCCCCCAGCCCACCAGCUACUGUCAUAUGAGUUAGUCCAAGGGAAGCAGCAGUCUGGGUUACAUGGAAGUGAGAAAGGGGCGUAUUUAGGAAGCUUCUCCUUGGAGAGAGGUUCUGGCUGAGACGAGACAUGAGGUGUGCUCAGUCCAUCAGCCCAUAGCAGAGGAAUUAACUUUGCUUGUGGGGGGAGGGAGGUGAUGGGGGAGAGGCACCUUAGGAUGUGGUUGCCCAUCUCACCUGAGCCAUGCAGUACGGUGGUGCUGGAGAUACUGCUUGCACCACUGCGGGGAACGGACAAUUUUAUGAGAUUCCCUGACAAGAAACUUAAGAGAUAAUUCCCAACUUCAGAGGCAGCCGCUUAGCACUGGCAGCAUUCACGGACUUCAUACGAGUGCAGCAAUUGGCUGAGGGUUCCUACCCAUCUGGAUCUCUCCUUCUCUCCUCCC
Molecule: messenger RNA, 1721 nt
Organism: Apaloderma vittatum (bar-tailed trogon)
Lineage: Eukaryota; Metazoa; Chordata; Aves; Trogoniformes; Trogonidae
Gene: ARC
Product: activity-regulated cytoskeleton-associated protein
Exons: 1
Coding region: 92-1306 (404 amino acids)
Biological process (GO): positive regulation of AMPA receptor activity; modulation of chemical synaptic transmission
Molecular function (GO): mRNA binding
Source: RefSeq, a predicted model, not a curated record